GGAGGGCUCUCCCGGCGGCGGCGAGAGGAGCCGGGCUCGCUGCGCCUUUAAAGAGAGCAGACUCGGGCCGUGACGCACGCCUGGCCCGCCGCCAGCCCCCUCGCUCCUGCCAGGCUCGCCGAGGAGAAAACCAACAACUUUUCUUUUGUGCGUGGGGGCUACUUUUCUUCCUCCCUCCUCCCUCCCCAUUUCCUCCUCCUCUUCCCUCCUCCCUCCUCUCGAGUCCUUUGCCUUCCAAGAUUUAAACGCUAAUGGCGGAUUAAAAGGCCCAGACGCCUUCGGCUUUAGAAGUCGGGUUCCAGGUGUGGUGGGCUGACCAUCUGACAUCGCCAGUAUGACUCUUCAUGCAACCAGGGCAGCUGCACUCCUGUCUUGGGUGAAUAGCCUCCAGGUUGCUGAACCUGUGACUUCAGUGCUAGAGCUCCAAGACUGCAACAUCUUCAUCCAGAUCAUCAAUCGCAUCCAUGGCACUGAAGAGGGGCAACAGAUCCUGCAGCAGCCUCUGCUGGACAGAUUCAACUUCAUCUCCAACUUUCUGCAGAAGAACCGCAAACAUCAGUCCUCCUCAGAGAGCCUAGUGUCUGUGCAGAAGCUAGAAGAUGGGGAGGAGCUGGAGUUGGCCAAGGUGAUCAUGUUACUCUUAUACCAUUCCACCAUGAGUUCCAAAAGUCUGAGGGACUGGAACCAAUUUGACUACAAAAUCCAGGCGGAGUUGGCUGCCAUCCUUAAAUUUGUGCUGGAUCAUGAAGAUGGGCUGAGUCUGAAUGACAGCUUAAAGAGUUUUCUGCAGAAAGCUCCUCUCCCUCCCAGUAGUCCUAGCACUAGCUCUGAGGAGCUUUCCCCAGUGACUCCCCAACAAGCCAAGAAGGAAGUUCGAUUCUUGGAACUGCAGAAGAUUGGCUCCUCAUCAGGCCUCAACAACUUCUUGUCAGGGUCUCCUGCUUCUCCAAUGGGUGAUAUCCUUCAGACCCCCCAGUUCCAAAUGAGACGGUUGAAGAAACAGUUGGCAGAUGAACGGGCCAGCCGUGAUGAGUUGGAGCUGGAGUUAGCCAAAAGCUGCCAGCUCCUGGCUGAGAAGGACACCCAGAUCUCCACGAUGCAGCAGCGUGUUGAUCGCUUGGCUCUCCUAAAUGAGAAGCAGGCCACAGGAUCCAUGGAGUCUAAAGAGCUGGAAGAACUGCGUGGCAAGAAUGAGAGUCUGAGCAUACGAUUACAUGAAGCCUUGAAACAGUGCCAGGACCUGAAGACUGAAAAAGGCCAGAUGGAACGCAAAAUUGACCAGCUAUCUGAGGAGAAUGGGGACCUUUCUUUCAAGCUUCGAGAUUUUGCCAGCCAUCUGCUACAGCUACAGGAGGCUCUCAAUGAUCAGACAGAAGAACAUAACAGCUCCACAAAGGAAUAGGGAAAACAAGCCCACCUGGAGACAGAACUCAGCACCACCCUGCAAGACAAGAAAUGCCUAGAAGAGAAGAAUGAAAUCCUCCAGGGAAAAAUCUCACAGUUGGAAGAGCAGCUGGCGCAGGUUGGGAAGAAUCCAUCCCUAGAGAAGGGAGAGGUGUUGGGCGACAUCUUGCAGUUGGAAGCCCUGAAACAGGAGGUAGCCAGCCUUGCUGCGAAGGAGGCUGAGCUUCAAGGCACAGUAAAGCAGCUGCAGAGUGAACGAAAUCAGUGGGAGGCAGAGCUGCGAGCCGAGCAGCACCGCUUCGAGGAGGAGAAGCAGCAGCUGGAGCAGAAGGCUCAGGCCCAGGAAGCUCAGCUGACCGCCCAAGUGGCCACCCUCCACACCACCCUUCAGCAGCAGGACCGUGAUGUGGCUGACCUGAAGCAGCAGGCUGAAAAGGAGCGAGCGCGACUGACUGAGACCCUUCGACAGCAAGAGCUGGCGUCCCAAGGCCUCCGGCAGCAGGUGGAGCACCUGAGCGGCAGGCUGAGGCAGGAAGAGGGGAAGCUACAGGAAUUGGUCCGGGAUUGGGAGGUGACCAGCCAGACCAAGGACCGGCAGCUAGCAGCAGCGACGGAGGCAUGCGAGGAGGCCCAGCGGGAAAAGGGGGCAGCCCUGCAGCAACUGGAAGAGCUGGCGAAAGAGAAGGCCACGGAGUCGGGAGCUCUGCAGCAGCAGCUCCGAGCUGCCAAGGAAGCCUGUACCAGUGCCCAGGCUUGUGCCACAGAGGCCGAGCAGGAGAAGACUGUGAUGAGGCAGAAAGUGGAGGAACUUGAUGCUCGGGUAGUUGACCUGACAACCUGGCAGGAAGAGCAUAAGGCAGAGGCUAAAUCAGCAGAAAACCUUCGAACUCAGGUCCAGGAACUGGAGAGCCAACUAAAGGCUGAGCAACAGAAAGUGGCAGAGAAAGAAGGGCUAGCUCGGGAGAAUGCCCAGCUCCAGGAACGACUGCUCUCCUUGGAAGAAUCAGUACAGAACACUAAGGGCAUUCUUGAAGACGAGAAGCGACGGGCUGCAGAGGCCCUGGAGGGGCAGCUGCAGCGCAUUUCAGAGCUGGAGGCAGAGACGCAGAGCCUGGCGCAGCAGCGAGAAAAAGAUCGGCGGCAGCUGGAGGAAGUGAAGGCUGGGCGGCGAGGUCUGGAGGCUCAGCUCCAGAAGCUCGGGGAAGGGCACCAGGCCAAAGUAGAGGCCUUACAGCAGGAGCUGGCGAAGGUGGCGGCUACCCAGCAAGAGGCAGAGGGAGAAUGCAAGCAGCUGGCUGCGGAAGCAGCCUCCUGGCACGCUCGUUUUGAGGAGAGCCAGAAGGAGGAGGCACAGCGUGGCGCCCGGCACAAGGAGCAACUGAAGGCUCUGAACGAAGAGUGCGAGAGAGUGCGGCAGCAGCUGCAGUCGGCCCAGGAGAGAGUGGUGGCGCUAGAGGCACUCAACGAUCGCCGGGAUACCAAGCUACAAGAAGAACAUGCCCGACUCAAGGCUGACCUGUCAGGCACUCUCCGGCGACUCCAGGAGAAGGAGGAGCAGGCUGACAGUCUGGCUGAUGGCCUGUCCAGGCUGCAGGAGGAGGUGGCCCAGCUCAAGGCUGCAGCCAGGAAGGCAGAUGAGGAAAAGGAAACCUCUUUACAGAGGCUGGCCGAAGAGCAGCGGAGGGCGGGAGAGCUUGAGGCCGCAGCCCAGCAGCUGGAGGAGCAGCAGGGCCAGGAGCUAAGCAGGGCCAGAGCAGCCCUGCGGGCCAAGGAGCAGGAAGCAGAGCGGCUAGCGAGGGAGCUGGAGCAAGCACGUGGCACUCUGGCUGAGAGCCGUGGGUGCCAGGAGGAAGAGCGUGCCCAGCGGGAGCGGGAAGUGUUGCACGUGGGAGAGGAGCGAGACCAGGCCAGGGCAGACCUGGCUGCUGAGAAAGCGGCCAAGGCAGAGCUGGAAAGGAGGCUGCAGAGCUCCCUGAGUGAGCAGCGGGUGGAGUUCGCUGCCCUGCAGGAAGCCUUGGCCCAGGCCCUGGAAGGAUCCGAAGGGAAGGAACAGCAGCUCAAAGAGCUACAGAAACAAGAGGCUGCCCUGCAGGUAGAACGGGCAGAGCUGCAGACGACCAUCAAGAGGUUGAGAGAGCAGCUAGCCAAGGCGGAGGAGAAGGCUUCCCAGACAGGCACUCCUGGAACCAUGGUGUCAGGCACCCAGGAGCUGGAGGCUCUGCGCACUCAGCUGGGCAAGUUGCAGCAGCAGUGUCAGGAGCAGGAGGAGAAGACCUCCGAGCUGGAGCGCCGCCUCGAGGCUGCUCGGCUGUCCCAGGCCAGUCAGGAAGGCACCACCACCACUCUUCAGGCCCAGCUGGAGGAGAGUGCCCAAGAGCUGGCUGCCCUCCGAGCCACCGCCCAGGAACAGAGCAAGGCUGAAGAGGAGUGGAAAGCCCAAGUGGCCCGCAGCCAGCAGGAGGCGGAGAGGAAUAACAGCCUUAUUGGCAGCCUGGAGGAAGAGGUGUCCAUCCUGAACCUCCAGGUCCUAGAGAAAGAGGGCGAGAGCAAAGAGCUGAAGAGACUGGUGCUGGCCGAGUCAGAAAAGAGCCAGAAGCUGGAAGAGCGCUUGCGCCUGCUACAGGCAGAGACAGCCAGUGCCAGCACACAGGCAGCAGAGCGCAGCGCGGCCCUGAGCUCCGAGGUGCAGGCACUCGGGGAGGAAGCCGAGAAGCAGCGAGCAGCUGCAGACAGUCUCCGGAGGGAGCUGGCCUCCCAAGCUGAGCGGGCCGAGGGCCUCAGCCAGGAGCUAAAGGCAUGGCGGGAAAGGCUCUCCCAGAAAGAGCAGUCCUUGUCCUCCAUGCAGCGUGAGCUCACCGCCGCCCAGAACCUGGUUGGGGAGCUGCUGCCUGUCAAGCACCUCUGCCAGCAGUUAGAGGCCGAGCAGAGUGUCCUGCAGAGCCGUCACCGCGAGGAGCUCGAGCAGGGUGAGAAGGCCGCAGCAGCGCUGCAGGCGGAGCUUCUUCGGGCCCGCCGCGAACUCGGAGAGCUUUCCACACUGCGACAGAAAGUGGCAGAGCUAGAGCGGGCAGCCCAUCAGCUGCGGGCAGAGAACGCCAGCUACGUCGAUCAGCUGAGCGCGCUCCAGCAGGCCCAUGGCCAGCUUGCCAAAGAGAACCGGGACCUGGGGGAGCGGGCCAGCCAUGGGCGGCAGCAGCUAGAAGCUGAGCUCAGGAGGGCCCAAGAACUUGAGGCUAUACGGGCCAAGGCAGAAGCCCAGGCAGCCCAGAGCCGAGAGGAGGCUGUGGACACAGCCCGGCAGCUGGAGACCAUGACAGCUAAGUAUGAGAGUGCCAAGGGCAAGGUCGUGGAAGAGAGGCAGAGGUUCCAAGAAGAGCGGCAGAAACUCACUGCCCAGGUGGAGCAACUAGAGGUAUUUCAGAGAGAACAGACUAAGCAGGUGGAGGAACUGAAUAAGAAGCUGGCCCAGCAACAAAAUCUGAAGCCCCAUGAAAGUGAAAUCCAGCAGGAAGCUCAUCUUCACCAGGCUCAAAUUAGUGAGCUGCAGGCUCUACUGAGCCAGAAGGAACAGGCCGCCGAGCACUACAAGGUGCAGAUGGAGAAGGCCAAGGCUCACUAUGAUGCCAAGAAGCAGCAGAACCAAGAGCUGCAGGAACGGCUACAGAGCAUGGAAAAUCUGCAGAAGGAGAAUGCAGAGCUUCGGGCCGAGUCAGAGAGGCUUGGAUGGGAGCUGCAGCAGGCUGGGCUGAAGGCCAAGGAGGCCGAGCAGGCCUGCCGCCACCUCACAGCCCAGGUUCGGACGCUGGAGGCACAGGUUGCCCAUGCAGAUCAGCAGCUCCGAGACCUUGGAAAGUUUCAGGUGGCAACAGAUGCAUUGAAGAGUCGAGAACCCCGGGCACAGCCCCAGCUGGACCUGAGCACUGACAGCCUAGAACUGAGCAGUGAAGAAGGGACACCACUGACCUCUACGAGAUCAGCAGCUCACCGUACCCGAAAGUCAUCCCGAACCCAGCCUGAUGGCACCAGCCUCCCUGGGGAGCCAGCCUCCCCCAUCUCUCAGCGCCUGCCUGCCAAGGUGGAGUCCCUGGAGAGCCUGUACUUCACGCCAAUCCCUGACCGAGGACAGGCCCCCUUAGAAAGCAGCCUGGACUCCUUGGGUGACAUCAUGUUGGAUUCUGGUCCCAAGACGCGCUCAGCCCGAAGGCGUACCACACAGAUAAUUGAUAUCACAAUGCUAUCCAGGAAGCUGGAUACAGAUGAACCUGACAGCUCGAACACAUCCUUCUACAGUACACAGUCAGCCCCUGCCCCACAGCGUGGCCUCCGUGGUGGCCUUCGCUCUGCAUCCUCAGCUCAGUCCCUGGGUAACUGCCCGUCCCGGGAGUCCCGGACCAGGCUGAGUUCUCUGGAGGAUGGUAACUCAACCCUGUUCAGCCUUCCUGGCUACAGGCCCACCACACGCAGCUCAGCCCGGCACUCCCAGGCCAGAGCAUCAAGUGGGGCCCCUUCAGGUCGAAGCAGCUUCUAUACUGGCACCUGCCAGGACGAGCCAGAGCAGCUGGACGACUGGAACCGAAUUGCGGAACUGCAGCAGCGUAACCGUGUCUGCCUCCCCCACCUGAAGACUUCUUACCCCUUGGAGGCCAGGCCUUCCAUGAGCCUGACCACAAUUACAGAUGAGGAGAUGAAGACCGGAGAUCCCCAGGAGACCCUUCGCCGAGCCAGCAUGCAGCCGGCCCAGAUCAAUGAGUACAGUGCUACACAUCGUAUCCCCUCAAGUGUCACUACCCGGCAGCACCGGAAGCGUGUCUCCACUGAGCCUGACCAAGGCCUUGGCACCCCAGAGGCUAAGAAGCCAACCAGCUGUUUCCCUCGUCCCCUUACUCCCCGGGAUAGACAUGAAGGUCGGAAGAUGAGUGCCGCUGAAGGCCAUAAGAAAGGGGCUCUUGCGUCCAACAAGCAGACCAGCAGACGCCAGUCAUUGGCCUUCAACAUUCUGAACACACCCAAGAGACUGGGGAACAGCCUGCUUCGGGGGGCUGCUAAGAAAGCCGCAGCCAAGGCCUCUCCCCUCACUCGAAGUGGGACCCGCCGCUCCCCUCGCAUUGCCACCACCACUGCUGGCAGUAGCACUUCUCCCCGGGCUAGGGGCAAGGCAAAGCACUGAGGGACCAGGAUCUGUGAGCAUCUUCUGCCCAUAUCUUCCAUGACAGCUCCCAUUCCCCCUCGGGGCCCUCGUGCUGGGCCUCAGCCCACUGUUCUCCAGUGCCUUCUUUCAGUGCCCCAGCAUAGGGAGACUUCUCAUCUCCCUAGGGACACUGAUGCCUGCCUCUUACUUCCCCUGCCUGGAGUCCCACACAGCACACCUACCCAGGGAGGCAAGUGGGGAACCAGAGGCUGCUUCCUGGGAGCUGGGGCCUGGCUGAUUCCUAGCCAGAUCAUCCUCUACCUGUCCCCCAUUUACCUUGAAGCACAGUAAUCCCUCUUAGCUCUCCAGCAGAGAAUGGAAGAUCCAGUCAAACUGAGACUGUCUAGGUGGCCAGGCCCCAGGGACCAGCCUGUCUGGCUCCCCUUUCCUCCCUUCCUGAGCUUGUCUCAGCUAUGAGUUUUGGAAAGUCCUGUCAGUCACAGAAGCGGGUCUGCCUCCUGGUCCCCUGUGCCUCCCAUUAGCUCUAUC
Phascolarctos cinereus (koala) is the source of this 7081-nucleotide messenger RNA. RefSeq names its product nuclear mitotic apparatus protein 1 (gene NUMA1). Lineage: Eukaryota; Metazoa; Chordata; Mammalia; Diprotodontia; Phascolarctidae. Gene Ontology annotation, molecular function: microtubule binding. The record is from RefSeq and is a predicted model, not a curated record. Gene Ontology annotation, cellular component: spindle microtubule; centrosome; spindle pole. Gene Ontology annotation, biological process: establishment of mitotic spindle orientation.